AUGCCAGGGGUGAAGCUCACGGUCCUCAGCAAGGAGUUGGCGAGGAAUCCAAAUUCCUAUCGCGAGUGGCGGAAGGAGAUUGAGAUCAUCGAGAAGAUUUACAAGGUGGCUCCAGCGGACCUCGGACCCUUGGUGUACCUCAGCCUGGAGAAGGGCGAUGGACAGCCAAGGGAGUUGGUCGAGACACUCGACCUAGACGUGCUCAGCAGCGAGGUCGGCCUGCGGAAGCUGAUGGAGAUUCUAGACGAGGAGUUCACCGAGAAGGACUACGAGCGCAGCGAGAAGCACCUCAGGGCGUUCGAGAAGUGCCGCAGAGGCGUUGGAGAAGAUGUCGACGACUACAUCGCGAGGUUGAAGACGGCCAGGCGCAAUCUUAAGGUACACGACCCUGGCACUACGUACUCCGACACCUCAUUCGCAAGAAAGCUCUUGCGGAGCUCAGGGCUAUCACGAGAAGCCCAGCGGCAGGUACUAGCAGCAGCAGGCGCGGAGUGGAACUCGGAGAAGAUCGAAGCGACGAUCAAGAUGGUCUAUGGAGAUGUUCACCUAGACGAGAAGCGGCGUGUGGACAAGAGGAACGAGCGCCCGAGCAAGCACACGCAGUAUCACGCCCUCGUGGCGGAAGAGGCGCCAGACAACCACCAGGAGGACGAGUACGAGUACGGCGAUCAGGACUCGGACGCCAUGGACGACGAAGAGGAGGUGGUGCUGGACGCGUUCUACCAGGGCUUCAAGGCGAAGAAGAAGCAGUUUGGCCGCGGCAAGGGACGCGGGAAGAACACCACGAGUGGCGGCCGGGGAAAGAAGUCCGGAGUGUGCAACGACUGCCUUCAGCCAGGCCACUGGAAGGGCGACCCAGAGUGCCCGAAGGUGAUCGCGGGGAUUACGUCUCCGUUCAAGCCUGGCGGCAAGGGCGACGGCAAGAAGGGUUCUUCCUCGGCGAACGUGGCAGCAACGAUGGCUACGGACAGUACGGCGCACAUGGAGUUCAAGUGGUUGAACGACGGAGCGGAAGAAUUGCCAUCUCCCCAUCCGGGACCGGUGGAUGCCUUCGUGCUGGGUUCGCAGAAGGUCAAGGCGGAGGUGAAGCAAGAGAGCGACAACCUUGGGCUGGAUCCCAGGAGGCCUCCGACACCGGGCUCAGAGUUCGAAGACGACUCCUUCGAGAAGGACUCAGACGAAUCCGAGGGGGUCUACAAGAGCUGGACCGAGGAGCAGCUCAGUGCGGAGUUGGCAAGGAGGAAGCACAAAUCGACAGGACCGCGGGAGGAGCUGGUCGGAAGACUCCUCCGAUCCAACCUGCACGCGACGUUCAUGGAUGAAGAAGCUGACGGAUGGCAGGACGUGGAAAAGAAACCCUCUGGAGCGGCUGGAAGUGCCGAUGGCGGCAAGCAGCCAAAGCCCUCAGCGCGGCCGAAGCCUAAACCGACAACAGCGGCUUCGAGGUUCCAGUCUGAGAGGAUCCACAUCAGCGGCGACGACGUACGCUCGUUGGUCGAUCGGUACAGGGCGCGGCUGGACGAGUUCGUGGUGGACUUCACGAACCGCGCGCGCGACCACCACACGGGGUACGUGACCGACUGCGAGCUGGAGGUGUUCAGGAUCCUGACGGCGAAGCAGCUGCAGGAUAUACUCUUGAUGCUCGAGCAGCCUUACAGCGGCUCAAAGCAGGAGAGGAUCGAUAGGCUGAUAUCGUUCAUCACCGACCAGGUGGAGAAUCCCUGCGAGCACAAGAAUGCGGGCUCCGGCGAGAUCCUGGACAACGUACGCUGGACAAGCACAUCUACCUGGACGUUCGCGAUCUGCAAGAACUGCAACCGAUGCGUCCAGCGGAUCCCGAAGACGAACUACGCGAAGGAAAUCAGGGACAAGGCGUACAGCCGCGAGGACAAGAAGGACGCGCUCGUGGUCAAUGACGUGUUGUGGGACGACAUCGGCACGACGGAGCUCAUCAACGAUAGCGGGUGCAGGCGCAGCGUCGCAGGUCACGAGUGGCACGACAACUUGCAGACCCACCUGAAGAGUUUGGGCCUCCAGCCGGUCAAGAAGGACAUCAAUGAGGAGUUCAGGUUCGGCGGCGGUGACGUGGCAGUCAGCACGGAGUCGUAUGUCUAUCCUGCUGGGAUAAAUGGCACACACGGAGUCAUUGAGGUGGCUCGAGUGGAAGGACGAACACCACCACUGCUAUCGCAGCAGGCGAUGCAGGAUCUAGGCGUGAUCGUAAAUUACCGCAAGAAGGUGAUGGACAUCGAGGAGGCUGGAGUGUUCAAGAAGCCGAUCAAACAAUCACGGUCGGGACAUUUCCUCGUAGACAUCGGAGAGUCUGGCAACCCGAACGAGUUCCCGGAGUGUUUCCAUAUCAAUGGCAAGAUGGACAUGACCCCACAGGAGGAGGCCGGCGAACUCGGGUUCAAGGACCUCUCGCGUGUUGGAGUCCUACAGCGAGGUAGGAAGAAGCGGUUGCAGAGGACCACGAGAGGAGUUGCGGAUGCGUUGGCUGCAGAGGCGAAGAGAUCCGUCCACAAGGACCCAACGACGGUGACGUCGAGAUCCAAGAGGUUGAAGUUCCUGGAGAUAUUCUCGUGGACGCUUGCUCUAUCGUGCGAGGCGGCGGCGCAAGGGUGGCAGGUCAUGCCGCCAAUUAGCAUCGAGACGGGCUUCGACCUCUACACACGUUCUGGGCGGGCACGAGCCUGGAGGGAGGUCGUCGACAACAAGCCGGACGUGGUGGCCAUGGCUUGGCCCUGUGACCCCUGGACGGUGAUGCACAACUACCAGGCACACCGCCCGGCGUUCCAGAAGGAGUUGCAGGUGCGACAACAGCAGUCCCGUGGAGCGUUGAGGUUCGUGAAGAGGGUGGCUGACUACCAACGCAAGCGCGGAGCCUACUUCUACGGCGAGAACCCGCUCACAAGCAAGGCCUUCCAGGAGGAGCCGAUAGUGGAGCUGCUGAAGUCGCACGGCACGACGGUGGUGGACAUGUGCGCGUUCGGGCUCCGACAUCCAGACUCGGAUUUACCUAUUAAGAAGCCAUCACGAAUCAUCAUGUCCACACAGACGAUGGCGGACAAGCUCGAACGACGGUGCCCAGGACACCGACAACACGCUAAGAUCGAAGGGCGAUUGGCUAAGCAAAACAUGAGGACGAGCACGUACGCCGGCGGCUACACGAAGGAGUUCGCCGAGGCCGUCAUCAGCGUGUUCAUGGAGGCGUUGGACAUAAGGUUCCGCCCGGACUCCGAGGGGCCCCACCUGAAGCCCCACCUGAAGUUCUACCUGAAGUUCUACCUGAAGUUCUACCGGAAGUACCCCCAGAAGAUCCUGAAGGACAACAACCACCAGAGCCUCAAGAGCAGCAAGUACCUCCGACGACAGCGGAAGAGGAAUCUGGGUCAUUGCGGCCGUGAAGCGCUACUACGAGUGAUGAGGUUAGGCGGAGCCUCCCAGCUGCACCUGGACUACGCGAAGGUAUGGCAGUGCGAGGUGUGCGCGAGACGAGCAGCUCCAGAGCGACGUCGAGUGGUGUCGAGCCGACAGAGACCCACGUCAUUUGGGAUCGCGGUCGGGGUGGACACCAAGGAGCUGAAGGACGCGAGUGGAGGCAAGUACCUGGCCCUGAAUUGCGUGGAUUUCGCGACGAAGUUCUCGUGCCUGAUCAUGCUGGAGAAUCCCUCCAGUGCAGAGGCAGCCAGGAUGUUCAUGACGAAGUGGUGCGCCUGGGCCGGAGUACCUAUUGUGUGUCACUCCGACAACGGCUCGGAGUUCAGGAAGGAUUUUGCAUCCUACGCGGAGUCGGUGGGAAUCACGAUGAGAGUGGUGCCCACGGAAAGUCCGUGGCAACACGGGCUGGUCGAGCGCCACGGGGCCGUCAGCAACGACAUCGUGCGCGCGAUUGUGGACGAGUGCACCAUCCAGGGCCCGGCCGAGAUGGAGUUAGCCAUAGCGGCGGCGAACAUCUGCAAGAACCGAAGAGUGGAUCCAUCAGGAUACAGCCCCAGGAUGAGAGUUUUCGGUUGUGGAGACAGGUUACCAGGCAGCGUGCUGGACAGCCUCCUCAGCGACGAACAGUACCCAGAGAUCGCCGUGCACGACGCGGUGCUCAAGGACUACCAGGUCCAGCGGUCGCAGAAGAUACGCGAGGCGGCUCAGGUCGCGCUGGCGAAGCUGGACAACAGUGACAAGUGGAGGAAGGCCAUCGUCCACAACUAUCGACCCACACCUUCGCCGUGGAUGCCCGGAGAGUGCGUGUUCUUCUGGCGAGCGGCAGGUACCUUCAAGCCGCAGGCACGAUCUACAAGACGAGCAGACCGUUGGCACGGUCCAGCAGUCAUCCUCGGCAGGGAGUGGGGACGCGAAGGCCAGAACGAAGCGUAUUGGCUGGUGUUCAACGGGAACCUCCUGCUGGUGGCACCACAACACAUCAGGUCGGCAACCCCAGAGGAGCGCUUGGCGAGCGAGGCCAUCGGCAGCAUCCUUGAGAACUACAACAUGGACCUGAGCGGGAUCUCGAGGGGUCAGCAUACGUUCGAGGACUUGAGACCGAGCUCGAUGGCACCAGUGGUGGAGGCGGUGUUCAACCAAGCCGUCGAGACCCCAGUCCCGGACCUGGACACGGAGACGCUGUACGCGAUGAACGACGUGUUCUCGCUGGAGCUCCGUCCCUUUCAGGCAGGCACCAAGGGGAAGGAGCUGGACUCGAGGAAGUUCACGAAGGCGGCGAAGGUCGACAAGUCGAGGAUCUUCAAGGUGCCGGCGCGCUUCGUGCAUACCCUCAAGGAGGGCCAGCCGAACAGCCGACUUGUGAUCCCGGGACAUCUCGACCCGGACAACCAGGGCAAGCUCGGCAUCAAGCAUGCGAAGCGCAUGGCGAUUUCGUCAGAAACGGCAGGUACACGGACAGAUGCACCAGUGGCGCCCAUGGUAGGGCUGAUGCUACUGCUGAACUUGGCGGCGCAUUUCGGCUGGGAUCUCGGGACGUUCGACAUCGGCUCGGCGUUCCUCACCGGCAAGACAAACACGAGACGGUUAUAUGUGAUGCCUCCCCGAGAAGGGCUACCUGGAGUUCCUGCUGGGAGCUUGGUGGAACUGCUCAAUGGUGUAUUCGGACUACGAGAGUCACCUCGCUUAUGGUGGGAAAGAUUCUCGGAGGUGUUGAUCCAGGCCGUAUUCCAGCCGCUCAAGACCAUGAAAGGAGUGUUUGUCAUUCGGAACGACAAAGGCAAGAUCGAGGCGGUCCUAUGUGUUCACGUGGACGACGGACUCUGGGGCGGUACAGGCGAGCGGUUCGCCAGAGCGAAGGAGAUCGUACGCGAGAAGCUCAACGUGACCAAGGAGAAGCAGGGUCAGUUCGAGUUCCUCGGCCGGCGCAUCAAUCAGCUGCCGGAUAAGUCCAUAGAGGUCGACCAGCACGAAUACAUCGAGAAGAUGGAGAAGAUCUUCGUGCCGGCAUCCAGGAGGAAGGACCCCGAGAGCAAGGCGACCGAAGAAGAACUCUCGAAGUACCGCAACCUGGGACAACAAUUAUCGUGGCCCGCGCGGACGACACUACCUGGUUUAGCCUAUGACGUCAGUGACCUGCAACAGCGGACGCCAGACUUGACGGUCGGCCAGCUGUGCAAGGCGAACACGGUGUUGAGCAUGGCCAAGGAGAUGGCGACGCGUGACGUCAAUGCGAGCUACGGGUUUGACAGGGCGUGCUUCGUGAGGACGGCGUUGGCCGAGAUAUUGUACGGCUGGGAAUCAGAGAGCGACUGGACGACAUUGAUGGGCAAGAUCCCCAGCCUGUGCGUGACGGACUGCAAGAGCUUCGUCGACCUCUGCCGUAAGGAAGGGAGCAUGCCGACGGAGAGGAGGAUCGCGUUGGACCUCGCUGAUCUUCGAGAUCGUUUGGAAGUCGGAGACGGCUUGAUAUGGACAGACACCCGCCUGAUGCUUACCGACCCCCUGACCAAGCACAUGAAGGAUCAGAGCUAUUUGGAGCAUGUCCUCAAGACGGGAUAA
Molecule: messenger RNA, 6000 nt
Organism: Prorocentrum cordatum
Lineage: Eukaryota; Dinophyceae; Prorocentrales; Prorocentraceae
Source: the annotation of a GenBank genome assembly